This is a messenger RNA of Malaya genurostris, 5616 nucleotides long. RefSeq lists its product as uncharacterized. NCBI's taxonomy places the organism in Eukaryota, Metazoa, Arthropoda, Insecta, Diptera, Culicidae. The record is from RefSeq and is a predicted model, not a curated record. The transcript is spliced from 9 exons. The coding region runs from base 2297 to 4279 and encodes 660 amino acids.
GGGGGAUUCGCGUUUUACCGCUAUGUGGCAGUCGAGUUUUGAACUUCUACCUGUGCGCAAGUCUUUGGCCGACGUCGACGACGCCGAGUGGCAGAGACCGGAUCAGAGACCGAGUCAUCAGCCCGUCAAGCAUCGUGUGUGAACAACCGGGGAGUAGACAAGACAGAAAGUCACUUAGUUUGUGUCAGCCGCGGUACGGUAAAGAGACUUGAAUGCGAGUUUGUUGUUUAAAAAAAAAUCGUUCUUAGGAAUAAUUUCCUCUGUCGUUUAGAAUCCGGUGCUUUUGGUGAAUUAAAAAGCGGAAGUGGGUUCCCCGUACAAGAAGGAAGAAAAGCGACUAGCUGGAGUGCAAUUUCUGCAAGUGUUUAUCAGUCGAUCGAGUGAUCUUCGCGUGCUGUAGCGUGCUUGUACAAGAAAAGCGUCCCCGUCAGGAGCAAGUGGAUCGAUCGGUACAUUGCUCUUUCUCGAGAGUUUGAUCGCGUGGAAACUGGAAAUAAGCCGAAGAAACGGUCUAGUAGAAAAAUAGUAGUAGUAGUAGUAGCAGUAGCAGUAGCAAAACAGGAGGAUUUGAGUGCAAUUCUGAAGUGUGUCGUUACGUCUUAUGCUGAACAGCGCAGUUUCGAAUUGAGAAAGUGGCUUCGAAUAAGUGAUACAAACGCCUACAUGCGGAAAUAAUCGAGAAAUAAGUGGGUUUAAAUUUGUGAGAUUGGAUUGAUGUUUAAGCAAAAAAAAGCGGUAAUUAUCAGUUUACACUGUCCACAAAAUUGUUGAUCGGGUAGUGAAGUUUCAGAAGCGGUGGAAAGUAUCUUGGAGUCGGAUUCGGAAAAAAUACACUGAAAUACUUGCGUUGAUUGGUGCACUUUGAAUUUCAGAGAAAGAAGAAAGAAGCCCCUGAAAUACAUUAUUUUUUUUUCCUUACACCUUGAUAGGGAAAACAUCUCAGCCCCACAACCGCAGUCACUUGGGGGGACGAAGGCCGUCACAAGUUUGAUCUUCGGAACAAUUUCUUAUGCUAUUCUCGGUAGUGUGUGCCAGUGUGCGUAUGUGUGCUCCCCCAUAGUAUCAUAGUGGAAAGUAGAAGUAUUUCACAAUCAUCGUUCUCGUUCGGUCAACGGCGGCGAGACGAAAACGCUGCAGCUCCAGUCGGAAGUCAGCCAACAAUCCAAAACGAUAAGAGGGGAAACCGCGAGAAAGACCGGCGUGGAAGAAAGAAACAACAAAAAAAAACACGAGUAGGUGAAUUGAAAGCAAACCAGACGCGUAAAAAGAUACAACAGCCAACCGUGGCAGGAAGAGAAAAUUAAAAGCGGAGAAAUUAAAAAGGUAAGCACCUCUAUCAAUCCGGAAAUGUGACAAUCAAAUGAGAUCACAAUGCGCAUCCGACAUUGCUUCGACCGUCUCAGCCAAGGAAGAAAAGAUGAUUAAAUCAGUGGCUUAUCAAGAAAGGUAAUUCCUUCCUUCGAUAAUUGCCUCCGUGGUCCAUCAUAAUAGCAUACUGGGAAAAUCACUUGUGCCGGUGUGUGCCGUAAAGUAGCUGAAGUCCCGGGUAGAGAGAGAGAGAGAGAGAGAGAGAGCUUUGAAGAGAAAUCAUACGAGGUCAGGCGUGGUCCGACUCGCACCGGAAGAUAGAUUGGCUCAUAGGUACUUUAUGAAGUUGCGCAGCAAUCGUGCUCCGACCGACAAGGAAAAAAGCAGCACCGAUGUGAUCUCCAUCAGGUCUCUGUGAGCUUAGAAGGUUACACUUCCAUCUUGGAUGCUAUUAUUACCGUAAUGCUCCCGCGUACGUCGUCAGGAUUCCAACGCCAUUUACCGUACCGUUAGAAUACAGCACCAUCACCACAAAAAAACAACAACAACCUGUUCUACGUAAUCGAUCACAAUCGAUCACUCCAGUACGUAUGAAACUGUAAGUUCAGUCGGGCAACGAAUAAGGAUUGCUUCAGUACACCCAGAUUGCCGCUAUUACAGCGCCAACAUUCAUCAACAUUCCCGUAACCAUCCAACGUUCGGACGUUCCAGGGCUCAUUUUUUCACCGUGUCGUCAAAUAAACCCGUUACGGAUAUUCCGCGGACGCCGCCACCCUCGCCACCACCCCCCAAACCGAUUAAAGAUGUGAUAGUGCCACAAGCGGCGGCCACCUUCAGCCAGCAGAUUGCAAACUACUUCCUCCGCAUACGUCGCCGCACGACACAGGUUGUCCACCAUCAGGAUAGCAACCCUUUCCUCACGUCCCCCCAUCCACCGGACGGAUCGAAAACCAACUGCUCCACCUCCACCUCCUCCUCCUCUACGGCAAUGGCCGCCACAGAUGGCCAAAUAAUACUGGCGGCAUCUCGUUUUGGUGACACGCAACCAGUCUAUCUGAAAGAUUUCGCCAAAACCGACCUGCCGGCAGUCGGUAAGGUCGUCAAGGGCCAGUAUUACAAUUUGGGUGUGCCGACACUUUCGAAUCCGUCACUUCAGAGCACCGCUUUGUUUCUGAAUGCCGGUAGAAAAUAUCAGAUCCUGGCGCAACCGGUCAAGAUCAAGGAAGGUCGCAAGAGUUCCAAUGUCGGCCCGAAGGUUCUCAUUCCCGAAACUUAUCCCGGCUUUUUCGAACUUCUCAGUGAAGAUGGUCGGUCGACACGUUGCAUAGAAAGUGUACUGGAACUUUCGAAACGAAGAAAUUUUCGUGUUUUGGUGCGCGAAACCGUUCGCUGCAAUCACAACAGCAAGUCGCUACAUGCUGGCGAAAUUCUCACGACGAUCUCAGACAACGGCAAGUAUCUGCAAUGCAAAACGUCCAAGGACGAAAUCGUCAGUUUGCCAUUAGAAGCCAAAGCCAAAUUUUCCCCUAUUGCUAAAGAAGAUAGUAUUAGCGGUGUACAUUCAGUCAGCAAUCUGUUGCAGAAACGAAUGCCAGUAACUGUUAGGUUAGUUCACGGAACGGCACCCAAAGGAAUGAAACAACCAUUCAUACCGGAACUGCGUCUGCUGGGAUGCGUCGAGGUUGAUCGGAUAUUUGCCUUACCUCUUCAGAAAGAUAUGGAUUUGAUAUCGGUUCCACUGAAUGCCAAGAUCAAGAUCCAAAGGGCCAAGAAUAUGGACCAGUUGGAUCACUUCAUCGAGUAUUCCCGCUUCUUGGAUAAAGCGCAACGGCUGCUGGUAGAUGCGCGUGACAGACUGCAGAUAAUUGAUCUGAAAUUGGGUGAGAAGGAAAAGAAGGAAACGACGAAACAGACAGGCAAUAGAAAGGUGACUUCCAGUCUAUCUAGUUUGACCGCCAAUGGCUAUGUACUGAAGAAAAGCAACAGCUGUGAUUCGAAUCGGUUUUCACCGCCACUGAACGGUGGCAGUCAAAACGGAUCGAUUGCCGAUGAAUACGAUGAAAUUGACCAGAUCUACGACUAUGUUCGUGGACUAGCACCGUUACCGAAGAACCUUAACAAGUUUGAGGCGAUAGUGGAACCUGUUUCGUCACCGGCUUUCACUCCGGUGGCCACUCACCAACAUAACCUCAAAACAGUCGAAAACAUGAAAUUUUCCAGCAAUAGCAUUAACAACAAUUACAGUCACUACGAUACAGGCAACUACUCGAACAUAAUCAAACACAACAACAGCAGCAGCAUCAUCAUGAACGGCAAUAGUUUAGAAUCGACGAAGCACAGUUCGGCCACGGCAGCUGCCAACGCUGCCAACAACAAUCAUAUCAUCGUUCACAAGGAGGAACACAAACCGAUUCCACCUCCGAUCGAAACCAUUCCGGGCAAAAAAUUACCAGAAAAACGGCAACGACCGACGCUACCGAAAUUGUACUUCAAAAACAACAUCGGUGUGCACCAGAAAAGUCCCACCACCGGUGCUGCGGUCAGUCCGAUGGGUGGCCCUACUGGUGGACAUCCCGGGCAGCUGAUCGUCACCGGAACACCCAAAGAGAUUCUGUUGGAACCGCAAAGUCCACUGUUUCAUAUUCGAUACAAAAGUCUCAGCUCGUUGCAACUGGCCCAGGAUUCCCAUCUGCCGACACCGAUCUCGCCCUCGCCGAAGGGCACCCAGGAGAAGAAUCACAUGCUCUCCAAGUCGGCCAGUACCGGUCGGGAAGGAACACUGGACUCGUCCCGUAGCGGUGGCCGCACUUCGGGUGAUUCCAAAUUGCCAGAGAAGAAAACCCGUCGGUUGAGUCGACCGCGCAGCCUCUCGAACCUGGUGUGGGAUUUGCGUCCACACAAAUCGGACAAGUCAAAGAAGAAGCUCUAUUUGCAUCAGUUCGAUCGGCAGCAGGGAACUCUGUAUCUAUGAGGCUAGCCGGGUUCCGCCAGGGAGUUGCUAUGUGAAGAAAAAAAGUUGAAAAGAUUUCGUCAUUAAUUUUAGUCAAAAAGUCAAAAGAUUUGUUACUGUCCAUUCCAGUGAAUCAAGGUUUAUUCACCUAUUAAAAGCUCCAUUCCAUGUGACCCUAGGAAACACAAUCAUUUAUAACAGAGAGUAUUGCAUGGAAAAUUUUACUAAUCAAUCGAUGCCAUUAAAAUACAUCACAUGCAGAGCCUAGUUCUGCACCAAUUGGAUCAGUUUUCCGUUUCGUUUCUACUCAUGUAAAUUCAGUGUUCAUUUAAAACUGCCAGGAAUUUUUACUUCUAUUUUGUCCAUCAAUAUUAUUACAAGAUAGUUUUUGAAACUCAUAUUUUUAGUUAGAUUAUUAAACUUAAAACAAAAGAAGGAAACAUCCAAAACCGAGCAAUAAUGAGUUCAGUAUCAAGGAAAUGGGCUCUGCAUACAUUUUUGUUUUUUUUUUUUCGUUAAAUUAUGCAUCUUAACAUAAAUACAAGGCAUUAUGAUAAAUAAGCGCUAUACUUGUUAGGGUGCGCAUGCUGUUGGAUUAAAUUGAAACUAAACAAAACGAUAAAGCAAAGAAAACUCAUAUAUCAAACAGUUUAUAGUUUUACUUUCGCCAUUCGUCGUUAAGGCUGUGGUAUUAUUACUAAUAAUGUGCUGUUUAAGUGACUUAACAUACAAACUAAAUGACAAACGAUUCAAGCGAAAUUAAGCGAAAAAGGUUUGCACCCAAUCAAUCGUUUAAGCUAACGGUUUGAUAGGAGUUAACACAGUAAACGAAACAAAGAUACUAUUGAACUAAUUUUUAUCGAAACUCGUCUACCGUCAAUCAAUUGUGUUUAACCUGUGUUGAAAAGUUUAAGUUCUUUUGCUUUUCCGAAUGUGCGACAGUCGCAGGAAUUGUCCGAUUGUGCCGUUGGAUUGACGCAAUUUGUAGAAUGAUUCCUCAGUGAGAAGCAAAUGAAAUUUCCACUUUUCAAACCAAACAGUUUUAAUAGUCCUUAUUAUGAAAUGCUAGCAAUUUAACAAAGUAGAACUUGGUAAGGUUUUAACUCAAACAAAACAGAUUGGAUUGGACUUUUCGUUUUGUUCCUAACUUUGAAAAGAGAAAAUAAAAACAAACACAAACUUUGCUAUCUUUGAAAUGUACAACCAUUGGCAAACAAAUCUCAAAUUAAGUGUAUUUGUAGCGUGAGAGGAAAAACGGCAUGUUCAUUCUUUAUGCGUAGUGUGUGACCUUUCGAAAAUCUGUAAACAUUGUAAUUGAAAGAUAUCCAGUUCUUAAAUAUUCAAUUCAAGUCUAUUGA